Molecule: messenger RNA, 3731 nt
Organism: Balaenoptera ricei (Rice's whale)
Lineage: Eukaryota; Metazoa; Chordata; Mammalia; Artiodactyla; Balaenopteridae
Gene: GON7
Product: GON7 subunit of KEOPS complex
Exons: 2
Coding region: 58-360 (100 amino acids)
Cellular component (GO): EKC/KEOPS complex
Source: RefSeq, a predicted model, not a curated record
GCUUCCGCUUCCGGGUGGCGCGUCACCGUGGUGCGUUCUGGAAGCUCGGCGGUGUCCAUGGAGUUGUUGGCCGAGUACGUGGGGCAGGAAGGUCAGCGACAGCAGCUGCGGGUGCCCUGUGAGGCGCCGGACGUCGCCGACCCUUUCCAGGGCUUGUUGUCGGGCGUGGCUAAGAUGAGGGAGCUGGUGACCGACCUCCUCGGCUCCCCGGUACAGCGGGAAGCACAGGACCGGGUGGCGGCGGCUCCAGACGAGGCGUUGGACGGUGAUGAUGAAGAUGAUGCAGAAGAUGAAAAUAACGUUGAUAACAGAACUAACUCAGAUGGACCAUCUGCAAAACGGCCAAAAACACCAACUUAACUGUAGCUUUUAUGAAAUUUAAAAGACUGCUACGAUAUCUUAUUUAUCACACACUGACAUUUAAGGAAGACUUGUGCUCUAAUUUGGAAAGCAUUUGUUUUGUUCCCCUGGGACAGUUUUUUCAAAGAAGAAACUUUUCUGCUGUUUCCAUCAAAGAAAGAUAGAAUAAAUGUUUAGAAAGGAAUCUUUUUUCUUGAGUGAGAAGUAAGUUUCAGACCAUGGAGAUAAAAUAGACAUUUAAUAAUGUAUAAAAUCUGCUAUGUUGGCAACUGAAUUCUUUCUUUAUACUUUUUAAAUAGCCUCUGGAUUAAAUUGUGUGAUGUCUACAUCUUUUAGCUUCUGCGUCUGUUAUAAAAAGUACAUGUCAAGGCUCAUGGACAAUUACAUUUCAAGGAACUGACAUGAACAAGUGGUGAAAAUUGGGUAUUAAAUUUAAGAAUGGCAGUUCUGUGCCGCAGACCGGCUGCAGAAAGCUAGAAGUUCCUGGUGGUGAGGGGUAAGGAACUGAAAAGCACCAGUAUGGGGUCAGAAGGGCCAAGACAACUGAUGGUUGCAAGGCAAGUUUAUUCAAAGAGCAUGAAUGUAUAUAUAGGUUUAGUACGGAACGAAUAUUAGACAAUAAAUCAGUAAACCUUGUAUUUCCACAUAAUUCUGUCGCCACUAUCUAUGCGCCACUAUCUCUGCGUCAGCAUGCCUUAUGGGCCAUUCUUCGGAGAUACAGACUUCCCCCUCAGGGCAGCACAUCCUUCUUCUGGGGAACAACCAGGGGCUCUUAGAUCCAGAGCAGACACCUGGAACGAAACUGCCCGCAAGCCAUUUUCCUUUUUUAUGCUCAAUACCGCAGCGUCAGGAGUGCAUAUCAAGAAAGAGACAAGCAGUUCUCCGGAAAGCAGAAAGCUGAAUAAGCUUACAGCUUGGGGGCCACCACAGUUCUGUAUAAGUAGAAGGAAAAUGGGAACGGAGAGAAAUACUGAAGAGAAAGGAGAGCCCUUGAGAGAGACCCAAGGAAACCUUGAAUCCACACUCAAACACAGUACACAGGCUUCUGGAGACAGUACCACUCAAUGGAUGUAUGUUUAACCUGUACCUUAAGAGAGUUAAAUGGGGUGUGUUUUUAUGCUCUGAUUUGCUAUUUAUGUUAACACAAAUAUAAGUCUUUAGGUAAGCAACCUGUGUUGAAUAUAAAAAGAUAUUUCGUGUCAUCCUGUAGUCAAACUUUGAUUUUGCUUAGCAAAGGACUAUCAAAUCCUUUAAAUAUAUAUAUGUAUAUAUUCCUAAAAUUUAUGUGUGUGUGUAUGUAUUCCUUUUCUGCUUGUCGAGGGACUAAGGCAUUUUUCAUUUACUCUGCGUGUUUCCUGAUUCAUUUAGAUAGCUAAACUGCAGAGAAAUCAAGUAGCAUGUACCUACUGAAACACAAAUUGUCAUAGAAUUUUAGAGUUGGAAGUAACCUUACAGAUUAUAUGAUUUAUUUCAGAGGUGAAUCAAAUGUUAGGUAUUUGCCCUGAGUUACAGAGCUUAUUGGCAGAGCUUGGGUUAUACACUUAGCCUUUGAAAGAUUCCCAUAGCACUUUCCCAGUUACACAUUCUGAAACCUAUAGCUUACAAAGUACAUGCUAUUAAGGAAACUGAAUUUACACACCUUUUUAUAUCUUUAAAGUAUUGUUUUACUUGGAACAUCAGCCUUCCACUAAGUACUCUUAUGUAAUUAAAACAAUACCAACUAGAAAAAGUUUUAUAAAUGGUCAGAAAUUACCUUGUUUAGUUUGUGAUAAUGUCUCUAAUAUUGGGACUUUAGCUCAGUUACUGAUUUAUAAUAAUCUUUCAUCUUUAUACAAUCCUUAAAAAAACUUAACCUGUAUAAUUAAAAUAGUUCAUAUUUUUAAAGUAGUAGCUGAACUUUGCUCCUGAACAUUUUGUCUCCUUCUGUGUUUAGUAAGUAUGUUUAUGAAGAAGAAAUGUCAACAUAUUUUUGCUUGUGGUCUAGUGUUUGGAGGUCUGGGUUAUAGGUCUGAUCGAUCUUUUUCUGAUUCUAAUACUGUCUUCCUAAGUGAGCCACAUGCAUGACAAAAAAGAUUUUGAAGGUUUGAGGGACCAGCUUGAAGGACCAGUAGAAAAGAAAUGCCUUGACUGGUUUUCUAAUCUGCUGCCUUCUAAAGGUAAAAACGUUGGCCACAGGCAUACAGGAUACAGUUAUUCUCUGAAACAGCUCCAACUUUACUGUUAUACAAGAAAGUCAACCCCACAAUCCUACCUAAAAAUAAGCUUGAUGCUAGACUUAGAUAAUCUUUUAAAAUAUGAAACAUAUGGAGUUCUAAAUAUGAAAUAUAUGGACAUAUGCAAAUAUGUAUGUAUGUAAGUGCUUUUGUGUCGCAUUAAAUACUUAUUUUAAUAGAGUUCUGUGGCCAAGGACAAGAACUUUUACUCUUUUAUAAUAGGUUGCUGUUGCUUGGCUGUAAUAUUAGUUAGGAAGUUUGAACAUUUAAACAUUUCCUUCAGCAGAACUUUCUCAGCUUCUGAGACAAUGUUAGGUCCCCAUACUAUAUGUUUCUGUGGAAUCUGGCCCCCUGUACUUACCCCCUCAUAAAAUGUACUUUAUUAGAAUUAUUUCUUCAAGCUGCUCAAAUUUUUUUUUUUUAAUAAAUUUAUUUUUUGGCAGCGUUGGGUCUUCGUUGCUGUGCACGGGCUUUCUCUAGUUGUGGUGAGCGGGGGCUACUCUUCGUUGCAGUGCGCGGGCUUCUCAUUGCGGUGGCUUCUCUUUGUUGUGGAACACGGGCUCUAGGCGCGCGGGCUUCAGUAGUUGUGGCUUGCGGGCUCUAGAACGCAGGCUCAGUAGUUGUGGCGCACGGGCUUAGUUGCUCCGCAGCAUGUGGGAUCUUCCCCGACCUGGGCUCAAAUCCGUGUCCCCUGCAUUGGCAGGCGGAUUCUUAACCACUGCGCCACCAGGGAAGUCCCUCAAAAUUUUUUUUAAACUUUUAUUGAGAAGGCUUGUAUUUUUAAGGAAAUAAAGUUUGUUUUCUUCCAAAUGGGAAAAUCAGAGACAUCUGUGGCCCUCAAUUUAUUAUGUAGUACUUUUCCCUAGAUCCUAUUUAGCCUAUUAAAGAUACACCUAUUUCUCAGUAGAACUGUUCAAUCUACAAACAUAGAAUAUCAUUUCUUAUCUAACAUACUGCAGUAAGAUGCAUACAUGAGACAUCUUAAAAACCUAGGCUUUUUAACUCAUGUUGUGGUAAAAUGAUUAACAAGAAAUUCCUGUUUGAACUUACCCUGGUGGGCAGCUGAGCACCCCCGAGUUAAAACUGUAUUAGGGUUAUGUAAUUUUGUAACUGUGAUAGUUCCAAAUAAAAUUAACAUGUUUGGGGAAAUUAAUCAUA